Engraulis encrasicolus (European anchovy) is the source of this 1888-nucleotide messenger RNA. It is a transcript of the gene cln6a, whose product is annotated as CLN6 transmembrane ER protein a. Bases 85 to 987 code for a protein of 300 amino acids. Lineage: Eukaryota; Metazoa; Chordata; Actinopteri; Clupeiformes; Engraulidae. The record is from RefSeq and is a predicted model, not a curated record. The transcript has 7 exons. Gene Ontology annotation, biological process: lysosome organization. Gene Ontology annotation, cellular component: membrane; endoplasmic reticulum.
UUGACUGAAAGCUUCCUGAUAUUUUUUACUUGACAGGACUUGGACCAAGAAGCUUUAAUGCAAUUUCUCUACAAAUAACCAACUAUGAGGAAACGACCAGUUUGGCUCGCUCAGAAAUCUGCACCAGAAAAUAGGUCUGGAUUGGAAAAAAAUGAAUCUGACAUGCGGAACCCACAGUUCCAUUGCGAUUUGUGGAUAUGUUUUACCAUUCAAAACUGGAUUCUUGACUUUGGCAGACCAAUUGUAAUGCUCAUUCUCCCACUGGAAUGGUUUCCACUCAACAAACCCAGUGCUGGAGACUACUUUCACAUGGCCUACAACGUCAUAACACCAUUUCUUCUUCUCAAGUUGAUAGAGCGGAGUCCUACUGCUUUGCCUCGUUCUGCGGUAUACAUCAGCAUCAUAACAUUCGUCAUGGGGGCCAGCAUACAUCUGGUGGGGGACUCCAUAAACCAUCGUCUCAUUCUCAGUGGCUACCAGCUACACUUGUCCGUCCGAGAAAACCCCAUCAUCAAAGACCUCAAGCCUGCAUCCCUGAUUGAUUCUUUCGAAUUACUUUACUAUUAUGAUGAACACUUGGGACAUUUGAUGUGGUACAUUCCAUUCUUCAUUAUUCUUUUCCUUUAUUUCACUGGUUGUUUCACUCAUGUGAAAGAGCAGAAGAAAAUGCCUCUGGCCGGCUGGAUUCUCUUGGGCCCUAGUGCCCUCUACUACUGGUAUCUGGUAACCGAGGGCCAGAUUUUUAUCUUGUAUGUAUUCACUUUCUUCGCCAUGGCUGCCACUGUCAUUCAGCAGAGGCAGAGGGGAUUUGUCCUGGACAGUAACGGCCUCUUCCUUUUCUACAACUUCAUCCUGACACUUGGCCUCGUCGCGGUUUGGGUGGCGUACCUCUGGAACGACCAGGUGCUCCGGAAGAAAUAUCCCGGUGUUAUAUAUGUGCCUGAGCCUUGGUCGUUUUAUACAUUAUACAUUAAAGACAGCCAUUAGCCCGGUGCUUUUCAACCUUGGGGUCAGGACCACAUGUGGGGGUCACCUGGAAUUCGAAUGGGGUUGACUGAAUUUUCAAGUGGUGGAAAAAAGAAUACUGAUGGAAAAAAAUGAUUCAACUCAUUAAUAUUAGGAUUAAAACAACACAUACAGUUUUGCAGAAUAAAAUGUGUGGGGGGUUGUGAGAACUUUGGGAGGUCAAAAUGGGGUCCCAGGCCCAAAAAGCUCCUAGCCUGAUUAUCAUCGACUUUCAAAUCUCUUCGAGACUUGGUCUGACCUAGAGCAUAACCAUUAACGUUGCCCAAACGGCAUGGUUGACCUGCCUCCCUAGGUUUGCUAUUGGUUGACUGGUUUCCGUCAAAGUGGGUGGAGUUCCCGAUUUUUUGGAAGAUCAGAAACGAUAUUUACACUGCACUUGGCCUGACUAGAAGCAACGCCGGAGGUGUUGCAUCACUAGGAGGGUGUGGCCUGGCUUGGAAGUUUCUACCAUCCGACCCUAUUUGUAUAAUGCUCAUCAUGAUACUGUUACAACAACCACCUCGAUGUCACUGCUCCAAAAAACCUGUUGCACUAGUUAAAGUUCAAUCCAAUACUACCGGUUCCUCUGAUUUUGAAAGCUGUUACCUUGAUUGCUUUUACCCUGCACUGAAGGUUUGUGUUACAGCCAAGCUCAGGUUGUUGUUUCGAGCAAGAAGACACACAAUACAGAGAUUCGACCUGUGUGUGUGGUCUAUCCUUUGUUUUUACUGAAUGAAAGUGUUUGUCAUCCUUAUUGAAGGCCAAAGGUACAUUAGAUAUAAAGUUUCAUGCAAACCAGCCUGAUGUAUGUAUACAUUUCCUGAAUGUACCCUGCUGUAUUUUGCCUUUUUUAAGACCCAGUAAAUGUGUUUUUAUCUUGUUA